UGAACUGAAAUGCAAAAGCAAAAAAAUGGGGUAUGUCCAAAGCUUAUCCAUUUGAUGCAAAACCAAAAUCAUUACAAAUUUUACAAAAUGGAGAAAUGGGUUUUGUUAAUGGAUUCUCCCUCCUCAUUACAAUCCAAUGAAUUGCAGUGUGAAUGAAAAUGAAAUCAAAAGCUUUAGGGUUUAUAAAAAUAAUCCCAAAAAAUGGGGGAUGGCAGAGUGGGUCGUGACUCAAAAAUGGGGGAAAACCCGAGUGGGGAAAGGGAAAGAGAAAGAGAAAAAGGGGCGAGAAGAAACGGUUUUGGUGAGAGAAAAGGCGAGUACUUGUAGAUGGGUUUUGCCAUUUGUUGUACUUGAGGGAACUGUUCCCUUUCUCAAAGCUAUCUUGCUUUCUUGGCUUGGUGACCAACCCUGAAGAACUUACUGGAUGAUGAUGCCAAGGGAAAACGCUGUUUUAAUUUUCCCUUUGGAUUUUUCUUCAAAUCGGUCUUGCCUUAUGAAGUAGUAUAUGUGUAAGGUGGAUAAGUGAAGGGUUGGUAGCUUUAGAAGGUUUCUGAUCCGUCGUUAUGGAUUUCCAGGAUGAUGGCUUUGAGGGAUCUGCAAACGAAGAAAUUAUUUUUAGGGAGGUUUUCUUUGGGAAUGGUUCUAGCCAUUCCAAUAAGAGGUGUCCUCACAAGGCAUUUGGUUAUGAACACGGGCCCUGCAAAAUUAAUGAUGCAUCUUUAUGUUCAAGUAGUGAACCCUCAGCAGUCUCCAUUUAUUCAUACUCAAGAAAUAUGAAGCUUGAUGAAUGUUACAAUGCUACUGAGAAUAUUAGGACCGGUUCUGCAUCUAAUAGUCUUCCAUGCAAAAGGAUUUCAGUGGAAGGUGACGAUGGGAAUGCAAGUGGCAAGCGAAUUAAAGUUUCAACUGAUGAAGCUUCUGAUUCUGUACCUAAUCUAGUUAAGCUUAAACAAUCAUCAGAUAGUAUAAGAGAACCUGUUUCUGCUAAUUGCUCUCCAGCCGAGGAAUGUGACCCUGAAUCAUUUACAUUCCACAUUGUAGAAUCGUCUAGACAGGGAAUUAUCUCAAGUUGCUAUCGGCUAAGGGACCUUGUAGAAAUGGACAGUAAUUUGGCUGAUCCUGAUGCCGUCAAACAGACAUCAUUGAAUUUAGAAGGUCAUGGUGAACCCAAUAUGGUGAAUAAAGUUAGUGCUUCACCUGUUUCCCAAGAGAGCUCCAUGACCAGGCUGUUGGUAGCAAAUCCUUCUGAUAAAAUCAGCGAGAAGUUUAGAUCUCCACUACAUCUGGAGGUAGGACAAAUGAAAUCUCUAUGCCCAGAACUGGAUGCUUCCUUGAAGACAGAUUUGAGUAGGGAUCCCCGUCCUCUUCUCCACUAUCAUGUUGUUCACCUAUUUAUUGCAGCUGGAUGGUCUAUUGAAAGGGUCAAAAGACCUUGCAGGCGUUAUAUGGAAACAGUUUACAGAUCACCCCAGGGAAGAGCCUUUCGUGAAUUUUCCAAGGCUUGGAGGUUCUGUGGCGAACUUCUAUUUGCUGAUAGAUGUAGUUUUGUAAAGGAUGUUGAAAGCAAAGAAUGGACUGGGAUUCAUCAAUUCUUAUUUGAUCUUUCUGACACAUUGUUACACAUUGGGAAGGAAAUGAAUCAAUUAGGGGCCACAACUUCAUUGGCUAAUUGUUGGGUUAUUCUUGACCCCUAUGUGGUGGUUGUGUUCAUCGACAGAAAGAUUGGUCCACUUAGGAGGGGAGAUUUAGUUAGAGCUACCUGUAGUGUUGGGAUUAAUGGGAGCAGUAAGACCGAUGGUUUUGUGACAUUAAUAAAUGAAGACAAUGGUUUUCGUAAGCUGUCUGCUGACAAAAAUGCAUCACCAGUACAUGAUAAUUCACCCUCUGCCAAGAGUGCAUUGACAGAGGCCCCACUAAAAGAUCUUGACGAGGGCAAUUGUGCUUUUGAUGAGCAAACCUGUGAUACAAGUUUCUCCAAUUACUACGGGCACACAGAAGAUGGAACAACAAAAUUUCCGACAAGGGUCUCUAAUUAUGGCCCCAAUUUGGAGAAUGGUCUGAAUUGCACGGGCAGUCAUUUUAAUGAACCUGGGAACAAAAUAGAGUCUGAGGAUUUAACUUCAUCACCCGCUUAUUUUUCACGUUCCACCUGCAAACCUAGAUGUCUGGGUGAUGGUCCCGUUCCAUCUGGAAAUUCAGAUAACGUUGUCAGAAUUUCUGGCCUUGCAUCUCCUGAUGAGGAUAGCACUUUGUAUUGUUCAGAUGAACAGAGCUCUGAAAAUCAUGUUGAGAACCCUAAUGAAAUGAUGAAAAAUGUACUAACAUGUUCCCUAGUGGAAGGAAAAAAACUGGAAGUCCCACUCGGUAAAGCAGAAAAUAAUUUGGAAGAAUCUCUGAACGACUGUCCAAACUAUACAAGUGACGGUCUAUCUCAUUCUUGUGCCUCAGGGGUUGUACAGAAGUCUUCACAAAAUGAAGAAGGUGGGCUGCACUUUUCAGCUUCAAUGUUCAAAACAGAGGAUAAAGUUUCUGCCAUACAUUCUAUUUUGAAGAAGAAAGGGCGCCGGAAGUGUAAAAAGAUAUCUGAAAUUAAACCUACCUUGCCACCUCAGAUUGAUAUUGUGAGUGUGGCUCCUGGAAAUAAAACUGAGUUUUGGGAUAUUGAUGGGACUUGCUCUCAGUUAGAUAUGAUAGAAGAUCAGAAGUCCCAUAUAGCCGAUACUAAAAAUGUGGACAGUCAUGAGAAGAACUUGUCUCUCAGUCCUAUCUCAUGCCACUCUGAGAGGAAAGGUUCAAAACUCAAAAAGAAUUUUGACAGUCAUAAAGGUUCAAAAACCAGAAAGAAGAAACUGAAUGAAUGUCAAAUUGAAGAUGAUGAUCUAUUAGUUUCAGCCAUUAUUAGAAACAAAGACGUCAGUUCAAGUGCUGCUGGAUUUUCCCAUGUAAGAAAAUACUUCAAAUCUAGAGCGAAAAUGAACCGCAAAAGUCAAAAGAGUAGUUGUAAGUUACUCCUAAGAAGCUUGGGUAGUGGGGAAAAGAAUUAUAAAGAUGGCAAGUGGUAUGCCCUAGGGGCUAGAACAGUGUUGUCAUGGUUGCUAGAUGCUGGGGUUAUAUCCUCAAAUGAUAUAAUCCAAUACCAAAGCCCCAAGGAUGGUAGUGUAGUUAAAUAUGGUAGAAUCACUGGAGAUGGCAUCAUUUGCAAUUGCUGCAGUGAUAUACUCUCAAUAUCUGAAUUUAAAAGCCAUGCAGGUUUCAAAUUUAAUCGUGCUUGCUCGAAUCUUUUUUUGGACUCUGGGAGGCCUUUCAUGUUGUGCCAGCUUCAGGCCUGGUCAACUGAAUAUAAGACAAGGAAAAGUAAGACCAGAACAGUGGAAGUUGAUGAAGAUGAUCGAAAUGAUGAUUCGUGUGGUAUUUGUGGUGAUGGUGGAGAACUAAUAUGCUGUGAUAAUUGCCCCUCUACAUUCCAUCAUUCUUGUUUGUCAAUUCAGGAACUCCCUGAAGGCAACUGGUAUUGCUUAAACUGUACUUGCCGGAUAUGUGGUGAUUUGGUGAAUUUUGAAGAGAUUUCAAGUUCUUCUGAUGCGCUAAAAUGUUUUCAGUGCGAACAAAAGUAUCAUGGACAAUGCCUGAAACAAAGAGACAUCGAUUCUGGAGUAGAGUCUCAUAUUUGGUUUUGCAGCGGUAGUUGUCAGAAGAUUUAUGCAGCUCUUCAAUCACAACUUGGAUUGACUAAUCAGUUUGCAAAUGGGUUUUCAUGGACACUUCUUAGAUGCAUUCAUUACGACCAGAAAAUUCUGUCUACGGCACGGUUAGCUAUGAUGGCAGAAUGCAAUUCCAGAUUAGUAGUGGCUCUUACCAUUAUGGAGGAAUGCUUUUUGUCCAUGGUAGAUCCAAGAACAGGAAUUGAUAUGAUACCACAUCUGGUGUACAGCUGGAAGUCUAGUUUUCCUCGUCUGGACUUUCAUGGAUUCUACACUGUGAUACUUGAGAAAGAUGAUGUGCUGCUAUGUGUAGCUUCUAUCAGGGUACAUGGAUCAGAACUGGCUGAGAUGCCCCUUAUUGCAACUUGUAGUAAAUAUCGGCGCCAGGGAAUGUGUAGGCGUCUACUGAAUGCAAUAGAGGAGAUGCUGAUGUCUUUUAAGGUGAAAAAGCUUGUGAUAGCUGCAAUUCCUAGUUUAGUGGAGACAUGGACCGAAGGUUUUGGCUUUGUAACUGUGGAAAAUGAGGAGAAACAAAGUCUUCACAAGUUCAAUUUGAUGGUGUUUCCCGGAACAGUACUCCUAAAAAAGGCCCUGUAUGUAAGUGGCCAAACUACAGAGACAACAGUAGGAAUUCAUUCCGGAGUACAACUUGACACCGAUGCGAAACAGCAAUGCGAUUCCUGUGAACCAUGUCCUAGAAUGGAAAUGAAAUGUUCAAAAUAUCAAGAAUUACAAGAACCCAAUGGUGAAAAGAUUAAGGACGAUCAUGAAGCAGAUCCAGCUCCUCCAAUCGAUUCAUCUACGUUGCAGUUGGUUGAAUCAAAUGGAUUGGAUAUUUCUCCAGGACAGAAGCCUGUUGAGUCAAACUGUUGCACUGACAUAGUUGGUGCCACAACCGAAACCUGCACCCAGGAGGCAAAAAAGCUGUUAAAAGUAGAAGUUGGCGUAGAACGCGACAUUCAGCUUUCGGAAGGAAAGAGCUGGGAUGAAGGAGUUCAUGGAGCCACUAUGACUAGAUUUGUAGAACCUGUUGUUCUAACUUAGGUAAUGCAAAGGCAAAAGUGGAAGUUUAGAGAGAGAGGGGUAGUAGAAUUAAAGAGGUGGAGUCCGGGAAAUGAGUUUGCAGGACCAUUUUUCAAAGCUGUCCAGUGAACAUUAAUUUCCUCAAUUAGAGAAUGACCUAAGUUUCAAGUUAAGAUGGUUUUUUUUAAAUGUAGGGUCUCAAGUAUGUAUGUAUGUGUAGACUGGAAACAGACUCCAUUGUUGAAUGAAAAAGAAAAAGAUGAAAUCUGAUCCUAUAUAAAGAAAACUGUUUUCCUUGCAGACAAA
This is a messenger RNA of Cucumis sativus (cucumber), 5030 nucleotides long. RefSeq names its product increased DNA methylation 1. Gene Ontology annotation, molecular function: acyltransferase activity, transferring groups other than amino-acyl groups. The record is from RefSeq and is a predicted model, not a curated record. NCBI's taxonomy places the organism in Eukaryota, Viridiplantae, Streptophyta, Magnoliopsida, Cucurbitales, Cucurbitaceae. The transcript is spliced from 9 exons. Bases 564 to 4745 code for a protein of 1393 amino acids.